GGCGGAGUCAAAAGGCCCCCCUUGCGGGCUGCUUCCGUUCGCCGUUCCGCAGAGUCCGCGGGAUCCGAGUCUGCGCCAUGCCUCGCAGAGGCGUGUCCUCCGGCUCGCACGCUCGUAUUUAGUACAACAUAGAGGCCCCGCUUUACUCGUCCACGGUCUCUCGCGGCGGAACGGCGGGUGCGCGCGCGAAAAUUCACACCUCGGAGGAACGGGAGGACCGCGCGAAGGAGAGGAAGGAGCGCCGAGGAGGAAGCGCGAGAGGGUGCAGUUCCCGCGGCGGACCCGCAACCGCCGCCGUCGCCGCCGCCGACCUGGCGACGCUCAGGGCAGAGCGCGGUUCCCCGUGGAAGAUGUAACGAUUUCCGCGAGGCCUUCUCGCGCGGAAGGGAAACAAAAAAACAGAGAGGAUAACGGCGCCGACGACGGGGAGGAGAAGCGUAGUAGCGCGGCCCGCAGCGGUUCUCCGAUCCCGAGGGGGAAGCGACGCCUCGCCAUCGGCAGGGGAAGUUCAUGGCUUGAGGCGUCAUCGGCGCGCGGACGGGACUCGCCCGUAUAUUCUUCGCCGGACCGGGGCAGUGAGGUUCGCCGACAGUCAGGGGUAGCACGUACUCUAGCGACGGCGGCGCUAGUAGUGAUCAGGAUGAUCGGUGCUAUGCCAGCGGUGGCCGUCCGCCAUGAGCGCCGGAGGCAAGAAAAGAGGCUAAAGCGGCCGAGUCAGCUCUAUUUGGGAGGGCAGUGGCUGCCACCUCUUGCGGGCUCGCCACCCACCCCUAGUCCGCACGGGCACAACAAUCUGGAUCCCUUGCCCGAGCUCUACUUAUGCGGCAAGAUAUCCGGGCUGCACGCCGUGGUGGUGUGCCUGUUGUUGGGCGCGGUGGUGCUCGUGGUCGGUCUCGUCCAACUCGUCCCGGGUGCAACGACCACCAACCACAGGUUGGCGUUACUCGUGGCAGGCGCUGCCCUACUUAUACUGGGCUUCAUCCUGGCGGGCGUGAGAUGUUACGUGUUACACUGCGUGCCGCUGCCGGUCGAGUCGCCGGUCGCGACGCCGAUUCCGCCGCCGACGAGCGAGCAGGCGCCCGCCGUGCCUAAGGGCACCCUGGACCUCCUGGUAGGCCAUCAGAGCCAGCCGGAGACCGACGCUCUGAUGCAGCAUCGGGAGCACCAUCACCAUCAUCAGCACCACAACUACCAUCAUCACAACAACCACAAGAAGAAACGUAGUUCUCAGGGCUCGCAUUCCGAAGAGGCCUAA
Molecule: messenger RNA, 1255 nt
Organism: Vollenhovia emeryi
Lineage: Eukaryota; Metazoa; Arthropoda; Insecta; Hymenoptera; Formicidae
Exons: 4
Coding region: 641-1255 (204 amino acids)
Source: RefSeq, a predicted model, not a curated record